ACAAACUUCCGGUUCUAUUCUGAAUUAAUAUCUCUUACGAAACAAAAAUAAAAUAAAACCAAAAAUCGGGUCGGAGUUAAGAGAACUAUAUUUCUUUCUUCACUUUGUAUCUGAGAUCUCUGCAUGUGAAUCUCGUUUCAUUCUAAUUUGGAUCUGCAUCUUCACAUAUCUCUUCAAAGAUUCAGAAUCACCGAUCACAAAUUCUAUCGGAAAUGGACAAUGGAGACAUUGAAGGCGGAGACGAAGAGUUUCGCGCGCCCCUCGGCCGCAAGUACCGGCCCGUGGUCGCUAACGAUCGCGCCGUUCUUCAGAUGUCUUCUAUGGAUACCGGAUCUCCCUCCGGUUCUUCUCUCAAGAAUGUGAAAGUAGAUGCGCAGGAAAACAUGGGUUCUGAUGCCAGGCAAAAUCAUGAAAAUAUAGGAGUCAAUGGCUCCCAGAUGGAUUCCAAAUUGGAAUUGUUUGGUUUUGAUUCUCUUGUCAACAUUCUUGGUCUUAGAAGUAUGACUGAGCAAAUUGCAGCACCUUCAAGUCCUAGGGAGGGUAGAGAUGGUAGAGAGGGUGAUGAUGCUCCUGUUCCUUAUGGGCGUCCACAGCCUAGUGAGGUAAAAUUGGGUACGAUGAUGGGUGUAUUUAUUCCGUGCUUGCAAAGCAUAUUGGGAAUUAUCUACUACAUCCGUUUCACAUGGAUUGUUGGGAUGGCUGGCAUAGGCGAGUCCCUGGUGCUGGUGGCAUUUUGUGGUCUGUGCACUUUCUUGACUUCAAUAUCAUUAAGUGCUAUUGCAACGAAUGGUGCAAUGAAGGGUGGGGGACCAUAUUAUCUCAUUGGUCGUGCCCUUGGUCCAGAGGUUGGAGUGAGCAUUGGACUCUGCUUUUUCCUUGGGAAUGCAGUCGCUGGAGCUCUGUAUGUGUUGGGAGCUGUAGAAACCUUCUUAAAAGCCGUACCUGCUGCUGGGAUUUUUAGAGAGACGGUUACGAAAGUUAAUGGCACAGCAACUGCACAAUCCAUACAAAGUCCAAGUUCACAUGACCUACAAAUUUAUGGGAUUGUUGUGACUAUCAUCAUAUGCUUUAUUGUUUUUGGUGGUGUGAAAAUGAUCAAUCGGGUUGCACCUGCUUUCCUCGUACCUGUUCUAUUCUCUCUAUUCUGCAUAUUUGUUGGGGUUCUUUUGGCAAAGAAAGAUUACCCUGCACCUGGAAUUACGGGCUUGAGUUUGAAAACUUUUAAAGAUAACUGGAGUUCAGAUUACCAGAAAACAAACAAUGCGGGAAUACCCGAUCCUAAUGGAGCUGUUACCUGGAGUUUCAAUGCAUUGGUUGGUCUCUUUUUCCCGGCUGUAACAGGAAUUAUGGCUGGGUCAAAUCGAUCUGCCUCCCUGAAAGAUACUCAGCGUUCAAUCCCCAUUGGAACUUUGGCAGCAACUCUUACAACAACUGUAAUGUAUCUCAUUUCUGUGUUAUUUUUUGGAGCACUUGCAACCAGAGAGAAGCUUUUGACAGACAGGCUAUUUACUGCUACAGUUGCUUGGCCUUUGCCAGCAAUUGUUCACAUAGGAAUCAUUCUCUCAACCUUAGGUGCCGCUCUUCAAAGCAUGACAGGUGCUCCACGCCUCCUCGCAGCAAUAGCCAAUGAUGAUAUUCUGCCUAUUCUUAAUUACUUCAAGGUAGCAGAUGGGAAUGAGCCUUACAUAGCUACAUUCUUUACUGCGUUCAUCUGCGUUGGAUGUGUCAUAUUUGGGAAUCUGGACCUUAUCACGCCGACUAUAACAAUGUUUUUCCUUCUGUGUUAUGCGGGUGUGAACUUAUCUUGCUUCCUUCUCGAUCUUCUAGAUGCUCCCAGUUGGCGUCCCCGGUGGAAAUUUCACCAUUGGAGCAUGUCUUUUCUCGGGGCAGCACUUUGUAUUGUUAUAAUGUUCUUGAUCUCUUGGUCAUUUACUGUGGUGUCUCUGGCCCUUGCAAGCCUAAUAUAUUAUUAUGUGAGCCUUAAAGGAAAGGCUGGGGAUUGGGGAGACGGUUUUAAGAGUGCUUAUUUUCAGUUAGCCCUUCGCAGUCUUCGAUCUUUGGGAGCAAACCAAGUGCACCCAAAGAAUUGGUAUCCCAUUCCAUUGAUAUUCUGCCGACCGUGGGGGAAGCUUCCGGAAAAUGUGCCCUGCCAUCCCAAACUUUGUGACUUUGCAAACUGCAUGAAGAAAAAAGGUCGUGGAAUGUCCAUAUUUGUUUCUAUACUAGACGGAGAUUACCAUGAAUGUGCUGAAGAUGCAAAGGUUGCCUGCAGGCAGCUUGAUACCUACAUUGAGUACAAGCGCUGCGAAGGUGUAGCAGAGAUAGUUGUAGCACCCAAUAUGACAGAAGGUUUCCGAGGAAUUGUUCAGACCAUGGGCCUUGGUAAUCUGAAACCCAACAUUGUUGUCAUGAGAUACCCAGAAAUUUGGCGUCGUGAAAACCUAACUGAAAUCCCAGCCACCUUCGUUGGAAUUAUUAAUGACUGCAUCGUUGCAAACAAGGCAGUAGUGAUUGUCAAGGGCCUUGAUGAAUGGCCCAAUGAGUAUCAAAGGCAGUAUGGUACAAUUGAUUUAUACUGGAUUGUGAGAGACGGUGGUCUCAUGCUCCUACUCUCUCAGCUCCUCCUCACAAAGGAGAGUUUCGAAAGCUGUAAGAUUCAGGUCUUCUGCAUUGCAGAGGAGGAUUCAGAUGCGGAGAUGCUUAAGGCUGAUGUAAAGAAGUUUUUGUAUGAUCUAAGGAUGCACGCUGAAGUGAUUGUCAUAACAAUGAAAUCGUGGGAGGUACAAGUGGAGGGAGUACCUCAACAAGAUGAAUCAUUGGACGCAUACAAUGCUGGUCAGCGUCGGAUUGCUCAUUACAUGGCUGAAAUGAAGGCUACAGCUGAGAAGGAAGGGACUCCAUUGAUGGCUGACGGGAAGCCUGUCAUUGUAAAUGAGCAACAGGUGGAGAAGUUUCUUCACACAAUGCUGAAGCUGAAUUCAACAAUACUGAGACACUCGAGAAUGGCGGCGGUUGUGCUUGUUAGUCUACCGCCACCGCCAACUAACCACCCGGCCUACUUCUACAUGGAAUAUAUGGAUAUGUUGGUAGAGAAUGUGCCGAGACUUUUGAUUGUAAGAGGAUACCGAAGAGAUGUUGUAACACUAUUCACGUAGCUUCAGAAUUGCAGCCUCGCCUGUAAUUGCCCCCAUAUUUUACUGUUCAUAUAUAUUUCUUUUUUUCCUUUCCGAUUUUUGUAGUUUAAUGUUGCAUUCAUUCUUUUUACUGCUAGUGCCAGAAGGCAGUCUUGUUUUCAUAGAAAUUUUAAAAUCAAAUACACAGCCCUUUUUGGGAUCUGGAUUUGAGUUAUAAUCUUGUUCUUUUUUUCUAUACAAUCUUGAAUCAAAAUUUCUGGUUUCUUUCGUUGGUUUA
Pistacia vera is the source of this 3411-nucleotide messenger RNA. Its product is annotated as cation-chloride cotransporter 1. The record is from RefSeq and is a predicted model, not a curated record. Gene Ontology annotation, molecular function: chloride:monoatomic cation symporter activity. Bases 213 to 3155 code for a protein of 980 amino acids. The transcript has 13 exons. Gene Ontology annotation, biological process: transmembrane transport; monoatomic ion transport. Gene Ontology annotation, cellular component: membrane. Lineage: Eukaryota; Viridiplantae; Streptophyta; Magnoliopsida; Sapindales; Anacardiaceae.